AUGGAUUUCCAGCACCGUCCCGGAGGGAAGACGGGGAGCGGAGGCGUCGCUUCCGCCUCAGAGAGCAACAGGGACCGCCGGGAGCGGCUGAGGCAGCUGGCCUUGGAAACGAUUGACAUCAACAAGGUGGGAUUACUUGUCCCUAAAACAGGAAGUGCCACCUACCAAAAUGAGGAGUGUUUUGAGAGGAGAGCCAGUGUGGUGUAGUGGUUAAGAGCGGUAGUCUCGUAAUCUGGGGAACCGGGUUCGCGUCUCCGCUCCUCCACAUGCAGCUGCUGGGUGACCUUGGGCUAGUCACACUUCUCUGAAGUCUCUCAGCCCCACUCACCUCACAGAGUGUUUGUUGUGGGGGAGAAGGGAAAGGAGAAUGUUAGCCGCUUUGAGACUCCUUAAAGGGAGUGAAAGGCGGGAUAUCAAAUCCAAACUCUAUUUCUUCUUCUUUGCGUGCGGGAAGGCGAGGACUGGGUGCCUGUGUGGGCUUACAAGGCCCUGCUACUUGAUAUAUUAACGGGGUUAAUAUUAAUGGAGUAUAUUAAAUGAAGAGAUAAAUGUUUGGAAUGUGCACUUGCCAUGUAUGGGUGUAGCUUCGAGUUCUCCCUGCUUACCGUCAUUUCCCCCCUUUCCUCCAGGAUCCCUACUUUAUGAAAAACCACUUGGGCUCUUACGAAUGCAAGCUUUGUCUUACGUUGCACAACAACGAGGUGAGUGUUCCCUGCCCCCCACUUUUUCUGUUCUCUUUUACGCUUUCACUUCCAUCGUUGCCCCAAGAGCAACUGGAGGGCUUCAUAUCUUGCUGCUACCCGACGUAAAGGAGCUAGGUAGACCCAGAGGCCUGACUGACUCUGUGUAAGGUCAAGGUAAAGGGACCCCUGACUAUUAGGUCCAGUCGUGACCGACUCUGGGGUUGCGGCGCUCAUCUCACUUUAUUGGCCGAGGGAGCCGGCGUACAGCUUCCGGGUCAUGUGGCCAGCAGGACUAAGCCACUUCUGGCAAACCAGAGCAGUGCACAUAAACGCCGGAGCGGUACCUAUUUAUCUACUUGCACUUUGACGUGCUUUUGAACUGCUAGGUGGGCAGGAGCAGGACUGAGCAAUGGGAGCUCACCCCGUCGUGGGGAUUCGAACCGCCGACCUUCUGAUCAGCAAGCCCUAGGCUCUGUGGUUUAACCCACAGCGCCACCCGCGUCCCAACUGUGUAAGGCAGCUUCCUGCAUUUCUGUUUAAAUCAGCCAUACAUUCAAGGUCAUGAGGACUGGAAUCUUACGAGAGAGAGAGAGAGAGAGAAAGAGAGAGAGAGAGAGAGAGAUUGAGGGACAAACCGAAGCUCAUUGGCAGAGAUCUGUUUUGCACACAGAAGAUCCCGGUUCAGUCUUCAACAUCAGUAGAGCUAGGGAAAGACUCCUGUCAGAGCGGCUGCCCGUCAUUGUAGACUAGGGUUUCCCAAGACCAGCGAUCAGGGAUGGUGGGAAUUGGAGUCCUAAAACAGCUGGAGGCCCAAGUUUGGGAAGCUCUGCUGUAGAGAGUAAUGAGCUUGACCCAGUCUGUAAGGCAGCUUCCUCCAUUCCUAAAACGCGAGGGCAUCAGGCCUGUUAGACACCUUGUUUUUCUUAUUUUACGUUUUGAUUCUUCGGGUGGCUUCUAUCCUUAAUCUUAGUGCUGUCAGCCAUGUUUGUAUGGAACCAUGAGGUCUGGUGCCUUGUUUUGCUUUUAAGGAGGGCUCUGUAGCUCCAUGGUAGAGCAGCCAAGGGUCCCAGGUUCUGACCCCAGCGCCUCGAGGUGGGGCUGGGAAAAAGUCCCUGCCAGAAACAGAGAGCCACGGACAGUCAGUGUAGUCAGCAACAAGACAGUCGGUAGAGCGUGAGACCCUUAAUCUCAGUGUUGUGGGUUCAGUGUUGACCAUGUCGGUCAAAAGAUUCCUGCAUUGCAGGGGGUUGGAAUGGAUGACCCCCGUGGUCUCUUCCAACUCUACAAUGCUAUUAUUCUAUGACUCAAUAGCCAUUGGAGGCUCCAUCUUGGCUGAUGUAGUCAAUCCUGAGCCCAAGACUUUGGCCCCCUCUUCCUAAUCAAUUUGUUUCUGCCUUUCCUUCCUACAGGGAAGUUACCUGGCACACACUCAGGGGAAGAAGCAUCAGACCAAUUUGUAAGUUGCUAACUCUGAGCAUGUGCUCAUCUUUGUCUUCUUUACGCUUACUUUUAUUUAAAUCUUCCCUUUCCCUGAUAUGAGAAGCAGAAUUUCCUUACCCCCGCACUAGAGAUGGAAGAAUGCCUCCUGCUUAACAUUCUGCUUAAGCAUUCUCACCCAUUCUUAGACCAGGGAUGGGGAGCCUGUGGCCUUGCAGAUACUGCUGGAAGAAUGCCUCAGUUUAUAAGAGGCAUUCCCUCUCUUCUUCUUAGACCAGUCAUGGGGAAACCAGAGGUUGCACUCCAGCCCCCAGCAGUCAGCACAGGCCAAUGGGAUUUGGAGUCCGGCAUUAUCUCGGGGCCUACAGGUGUUUCCCAAACACUGGCAUAGAUUUAUUCUGUAGGGCUUCUGUGUCCAUAGAAGGAGGGGGAAUGUUCAUUGCUCAAGUCGGCUUUUAAAGAUAGCUGGAAGCAGCUGCAAUGGUUUGAAAACUGGGCAUUGGAUUGGCUACUGUGAGAACAGAGUGUUGGGUUGAAUGGGCCCCAGUUGGCCAAGACAGAUAAACUAUGGAACUCCCUGUUGCAGGAGCCAGUUUGGAAGGCUUUAAAAGAGAACAGGACUAAUUCAUGGAGAGUGGGCUGUCAAUGGCUACUAGCCACAAGAGCCAUGCUCUGCCUUCACAGUGAGGCGCAACAGUGCUUCUGAAUCACAGUUACUGGAAGUCACAGGACUGGCAAGUGCUUUUGUGCUAGAAUCUUGUUUGCGGGUUUCCCACUGGCCUGAUCCACCAGUGCGCUCCUUAAAUUCUCUUCUGGUGUUCUUCACUUGCUGUCACUGUGGGGUAAGGGACGUCCUGAGAAGCUGGAAAUGCUCCUUGCUUGAAAUGUGGCAAGGAAGGCCAUGUGCCUCUUCUGGCAGACAUGCAGCCUUUGGGGCAGCUGAGGAAGGUAUCCUUUAGACAGCCCUCCUCCACACAAUCAUAAGCUUUCCUCCCAUGGCAGUUCAGAGAAAGCGUCUGCCUUCUCUAAAAAGACAAGUGUGCUUUUGUUUCUUUGGUAUACACAGUCACAGGGAAAAGAAAGCACAGCCUCUUUGAAUUCUCUGGUUCUACAUAUCAAGGCGUAAUAAUCUUCUGCUCCUUAAGGUAAAGGUAAAGGGACCCCUGACCGUUAGGUCCAGUCACGGACAACUCUGGGGUUGCGGCGCUCAUCUCGCUUUAUUGGCUGAGGGAGCCAGCAUACAGCUUCCAGGUCAUGUGGCCAGCAUGACUAAGCCGCUUCUGGCGAACCAGAGCAGCGCACGGAAACGCCGUUUACUUCCUGCCAGAGCGGUACCUAUUUAUCUACUUCCACUUUGAUGUGCUUUCGAACUGCUAGUUUGGCAGGAGCUGGGACCAAGCAAUGGGAGUUCACCCCGUCACAGGGAUUCGAACCGCCAACCUUCUGAUUGGCAAGUCCUAGGCUCUGUGGUUUAACCCACAGCGCCACCUGCGUACCUCCUUAGCAGGUCUUAAAAUUAGGUAAAUGCAACCUCAGAUGAACAACAGCACAUCACAUAUUACACCAUGUCGUUUAUUUAAGAGAAAUAAACCCAAAAUGGAGAAGCCACGUGUGAAAAACUGAGUACACUCUUACGGCUUCCAUAGGAAUUUAGAGGCUAAGUUGCUGACACGGGCUGCUAAUGAAAUGCCCUUUCUUAAUUGAUCACCUGCCAGUGCGCCCACCUCAAGAAAAGCCGAAGUUCUGGCAGUUUGAUGGUCUGGAGCAUUCAGGUGUGUUAUGACACAAGGCCGAGGAAGAAAGAUAUCAGCAAUGCUCUUAGAGAAACAGUUUCUAAACAGUAAGAUAAACAGUAAGAGCUGUUCGACAGUGGAAUUUGCUGCCAAGGAGUGUGGUGGAGUCUCCUUCUUUGGAGGUCUUUAAGCAGAGGCUUGACAACCAUAUGUCAGGAGUGCUCUGAUGGUGUUUCCUGCACUGCAGGGGGUUGGACUCGAUGGCCCUUGUGGUCUCUUCCAACUCUAUGAUUCUAUGCUGCCGCCUAUGAAACUGGGAUGGGCUAUAAGGCCAUCUGCGACCAAUUUAAAACCCAUCAUUCUACAGUGAGAAAGAUUACUCAAAAGUGGGAAACAUUCAAGACAGCUGCCAGUCUUCCCAGGAGUGGACGCCCCAGCAAAUUCACCCCAAGGUCAGACCGUGCGGUGCUCAGAGGAAUUGCAAGAAAUCCAAGAGUUUCAUCUACUACUAGCAUGUUAAAUGUUAAACAUUCAUGGCAGAACAAGUGUGGUUUGUCUGGAAGGGUUGCCAGGAGGAAAGCCUCUUUUCUCCAAAAAGAACAUGGCAGCACGACUGAGGUUUGCAAAGUUGCGUUAAGACUUCUGGAACAAAAGUCGACUGGGGGAGGUUAGUGUGUCUGGCAGAAAAAUAAUUAAGCAAGUGUCAACGGUAGAGAGCUUCCUACGAAAACAUCCUGCAUCCCCCCUCUUCUUCCCCCUGGAGUUAUUUAAAAGCUGUUUUCUCUCUCCCCCACUCCUCUUUCUUGUUUUAAAGAGCUCGCCGAGCAGCUAAGGAAGCCAAAGAGGCCCCCGCCCAACCCGCCCCUGAGAAGGUCAAAGUCGAGGUGAAGAAGUUUGUGAAAAUCGGCCGGCCGGGUUACAAAGGUAGUGCCCCGCUCUCUCCUUGGGGCUCCGUUUUCCUCCCUUUCCAGAUAAGGCUAACAGUGUCUGCUAGCCAGAGUGGCGAGGCAGCAGCGCUUUUGGGUAUCAGCCGCUGGAAGCAGCAGGACAGGGAGAGGGCUACUGUGUUCAAAUCCUGAUCGUGUGUUUCCCAGAAGAGGCAUCGGGCUGGCCUCUGUGAGGACAGGGUUCUGGGCUGGAUAGCCCAUUGGCCUGAUCCUGCAGGCCUUUCUGAUGUUCAGGUCCUGGCAGGCCACCUAGACCACUUUGUAUCUGUUGUGAUAAAUUGGGGGGGCUGUGUUUGUGUGUGAACACACUUUAAUGGCAUUUCUGCCACCUGGCAGUCCUGAUUCUGCAGCCAGGUUCCGUUACACAAACACUGUUCCUCUGCGUGUUUUUCUUUGUUAUCAUCCAAAACGGUUAGAAGUCCAUAUCGCUAUAUCAGUUUCAUAAUUUUGGGCCUGGCGAUAUAUUACAAAUUGUGAUGUGUGUGCGAGUGUGUUUGAUAUGCAAAAUCACAAUGUGGGGAAAACUGUGAAGCCAGCCAAUGCCUCUACAUAGCUCCAUCCUUAUAUCAGACAUUGUGAUGUAUCAGUAUAGCACAAUGUUUAGCUAGUGAUAUAUCACAAUGUUAAAAGUUAGAUCCCUCCCAGCCCUAGUUGGUGCUGACUUUAAAAGUCCUAAACGGCCUCGGCCCAGUAUCCCUGAAGAAGCGUCUCCACCCCCACUGUGGUCUAGCUCCGAGGGCCUUCUGGCGGUUCCCUCCCUGUGAGAAGUGAGAUUACAGAUCACCAGGCAGAGGGCCUUCUUAGUAGUGGCACCCGCCCCGUGGAACGCCUUCCCGUUCGAUGUCAAGGAGAUAAACAACUGUGACUUUUAGGAGAUACCGGGAGGCAGCCCGGUAUCGUUUGAUAUUUUUAAUUAUGUUUUUAGAUAUGCUGUAAGCCACCCAGUCAGAUGGGCAGGGUAUAAAUAAUAAAAUAAUAAUAAUAAUAGUUACUUAUUCUGAGUAAUGGGGACAGGCAAGGAUCCUCAAGAAAGUCUGAUGUCUCAGGUACGAGCAAGCAGUGCUGUGCACUUUCCGAAGUGCACUCAUGAGGUCUAGAAUCUUCACUGUCCAUUUUUAAGGCGGAAGCUGGGUGCGCUCCUUUCAGGAACACACAGCCCCAAAGCCAAUGCGCCCUGUGCUUCUUUACAAAGCCAUACUAACCUCCACCUUGCCUGCUUUUUUUGUCCUUCAGUGACCAAACAGAGGGAUCCAGAGAUGGGUCAGCAGAGCCUCCUCUUCCAGGUAUCUUCAUCUACCUGUUACCUCGCAGUGACUUUGAUGUCGCCAGGGCAAAACCAUCCCCUGUUGCCUAUGUGACUUAAGACAGCUUAUUAAUUCUGAAAUAUUUUUGUCCACCCCACUUCCCCUCCUCCCUCCUUGUCCCUGACUCUGGGAAUAGCCAGUGUGGUGUAGUGAUUAGAGCAGGGGUUCGCAAAGUGGGUGGGACUGCCCCCAGGUGGUUGUGGUGGGAUUACCUGGGAGCUCGCUAAGGGGCGAGGGUGCUGCUGGAGGUGUAAAUUACUAUCAGACUUUGGAAAACUGGUAUCGCUGGAUCAAGCGGAUCAAUUUUGUUGAAUUAACCUAAGUAGUUUUAAUUGGAUUUUUGAACAAACGGGCAAUUAAUGGUUACUGCUUUGAAUUUUUUCGCCUUAUUAUCUUUCAUAGUGGGUUUUGCGAACCACUAUUCUGAAAAAUAGGGACGUGGGUGGCGCUGUGGGUUAAACCACAGAGCCUAGGACUUGCCGAUCAGAAGGUCGGCGGUUUGAAUCCCCGCAACGGGGUGAGCUCCCGUUGCUCGGUCUCAGCUCCUGCCUACCUAGGAGUUCGAAAGCACGUCAAAGUGCAAGUAGAUAAAUAGGUAACGCUCCGGCGGGAAGUAAACGGCGUUUCCAUGCGCUGCUCUGGUUCGCCAGAAGCGGCUUAGUCCUGCUGGCCACAUGACCCGGAAGCUGUUCGCCGGCUCCCUCGGCCAAUAAAGCGAGAUGAGCACCGCAACUCCAGAGUUGUCCGUGACUGGACCUAAUGGUCAGGGAUCCCUUUACCUUUAUUCUGAAUAAUGUUCUUUAUAUGGUGGGGAUGAGUUGAUGGAUCCAAGGGGACAGUGCCCCCCCCAAAGAAAGUUUGUGAAUCACUGGGUUAGAGUGUCAAUCUUAAGACCAGGGGAGACACCAGGGUUCAAGUCCCCACACAAGCAAGAAGCCUACUGGGUAACCUUGUGGGGGAGGACCACCUCGCAGGAUUGUUGUAGGGAUUAAAUGAGGAGGAAAACACUCUAGUAUCGUUUAUUCCAUUUAUUCCAUUCAUAUGCAGGCCUUUAUCAAAAGAUCUCAGGGCGGUGUACAACCUUGGAAACACAUUGCAAAAUAUAAAUAAGAAAAACAUAAUUAAAACCUAGAUAAAAAGCAUAGUGACAGAAAUCCUAAUAACAAAAUAGUCAUCACAAAACAGCCCCCCCCCAUACACAUUUACAGGCUAUGAAUUAUUUAAUGGCCACAGGCCUGGGUAAAGAGAAAUAUUUUUGCUUGGCGUCUAAAGGCAUGUGUAAUAAUUAUAGGGGUUGCUCGUGCGUAAGUUGGUGCCACUCCUGGCUAGGUUGCCUGGUUAAACCUUUUCUGUCUGGACAGCCCUUCCCUUCGUGGCUGUUUCAGUCGCUAGCAGAAUCCGUCAGUGGGCGUUUCUUAAACCUUUUCCAGCAUAAAAGCUGUUUGACUCCAAGUCUCCUCCUACUCUCCCUGCGCAGAAGUCUUCUGCGCAGGGAGGGUGUGGGUAGCGGAGGACCCGUGCUCUCCCCUCUGGUCUCCGGCAAGGAGUCCUGGAGCCCCCUCGCCGAUUCCCCCAUCUGCCCCCCUUUAUCCCUGGUGUUACGCUGAUUUCCUUCCCCAGCUGAUGAGCUGCCUCUCUCCCUGCUGGGCCCCUCUCCAGCAUCACUUGGGAGCCUUGCCUCCGCCUCUGGCUCCGAUGUCAGUUCCCUGACAGCAUGUAAUGAUGGCACCAGGUGGGCUUCUCUGGGGAGAGCAUGCCACAAAAGGGGAGCCACCACAGAAAAGGCCCCGUUCUUGUGUUGCCACAUUUCAGCCCUCAUGAGGAGGAGGCACAGGAAGAAGGGCCCCAGACGAUGAUUGCAGGGUCUGGCUGGUUCAUAUGGGGAGACGCAGUCCCCCGUAUGUAUAGGUGUGUGAGUGUAUUUAUGUGCAAAGAUAAAGGUUUGGGGAGCCACCACAGAAAAGGCCCUGAGCCUUUUGGAGAAAAAGGUGGAAUACGAGCACCAUCUGUCGAUAAAUGCAUAUUCCUUGUUGACGUGGGGAGCAAUUCCUAAAUCCAGCAAACAAAUUUAAUGGCGCAGAUCGAUUACCCGGAGAUCGCCGAGAGCAUCAUGCCCAGACAUCGUUUUAUGUCCGCAUAUGAGCAGAGGAUUGAACCCCCCGACCGGCGCUGGCAGUAUCUGCUGAUGGCAGCAGAGCCCUACGAGACCAUCGCUUUCAAGGUGAUCGGUGCCUCUACUAUCCUCUUUGUUUAGUAGGCCGUAUACUGUAUUUUUCGCGCCAUAAGACACACCUUUUCCCUCCUAAAAAGUAAGGGGAAAUGUCUGUGCGUCUUAUGGAGCGAAUGUGUGGUCGCUCGCUGGCUCCCUUUCCGGCCCCAGCCCCUUGCCCAGGACUCCAUUGUAGAAUAUUCUGCAGACGGAGGUUGUUUGUUUCCCCAGCGACAUGUGACUGGCUGAUUAGAUGAUCUGUCUGGAAACUGUAGAAACUGCUCCCUUUCCUUUCCUAAAGAAGCUGCAGAACAGUGAGUUGAACCCCAUAAAAACAGGAUUUUUUCCCUUUGCAAAGUAAGCUCGACAACUUUGAGCUGAUCCUCAAAAAAGGAGGCUUUUCCCCUUUGCAAAAGAAGCUGCACAACUGUGAGCUAAUCCCCAAAAAACAGGGCUUUUCCCCUUUCCUCCUCUAAAAACUAGGCACGUCUUAUGAUCAGGUGCGUCUUAUGGAGCGAAAAAUACGGUAUUUUAAAAAAUAAAAAGUGGGGAAGACCUGGGUGCGAGAAACAAAAUUCGACUUGGAAUUUCAAAAGUGGAACUGGGUUUUUUAUUCCGAGACUUGUGCGGAACCAGAGAGGGGCUGCUUUGCCCUGGGUGGAAGAAGCUUAUACCUGACACGGAAGAAGCAUUUAGUAUAUGACAGUUUCCGACAUCCUGAAAGCCCCCCUGGCCGCAAACGUGCGAGGUUGGGCUGUUUGGCUGAGGGUGAGUGCCGAAACGAGGUUCUAGGAGGCAAGAUGGGAAACCCUGGGGGACUUUUUCUAGCUUGGCAGUUGAUUUAUGUACGGUUGGUUAGAGCAUGGUGCUGAUAAUGCCAAGGUUGCAGGAUCGAUCCCCGUACGGGACAGCGACAUAUUCCUGCAUUGCAGGUGGGUGGACUAGAGAAUUCUCUUUUUUAAAAAAUAAAUAAAUUUUUAUUAGUUUUUUUAACAUACCAUUUUCAACAGUAAUUAAACAUACUUUUACAUCUUAUUCAGGUUUUUUUUUUUUACUUCCAUCAAUCACAUCUGAAAAUUUUCCAAUCUAUUCACUUAAUAUACAUUUUUUACUUUCACUUUCACAUUUAAAUCUCAUAACUAAUAUCUCUAUUCUUUCUCUAGUUGGCAAUGUUUCAUAUAUUUCCCCUUACAAAACUUCAUGUAGUCCUACUAGCAUAAUUUGUUGAUUACAGUUGCUUUCAGAUAGUUCGUAUAUUUCUUCCAAUCUUCUGUAAAUCUCUGGUCGCGCAGGUUUCGAAAUCUUCCUGUCAUUUUAUCUAAUUCUGCGGACUAGAAAACUCUCAGGGUCCCUUCGAACUCUACAAUGGCGUGAUUCUAACUUCUACAGUUAAAAUGGCUGAUUAAAUCAGAUGUCCAAAACAAGUUUUAAAAACCUACCAGCGUGCAGAUAGCGUUAUAUUCUGCUGUUCUAUGCGCUUUGGCUAAGCGAUAGACAUUCUUACUAACGCUUUCCCUCUGCCCAGGUGCCAAGCAGGGAGAUUGACAAAGCCGAGGGCAAGUUCUGGACCCACUGGAACCGGGAAACGAAGCAGGUAAGUGGGGUCUGGGGGGGGGGGGAGCAGGGCUGGGAGGGUCUGGAGCCACUGGCCACCACCAUCCUAACCUGGGCAUCCAAGCAGUGCUGCUCUGACUCUUCAGGAUUUGGGAUUUGCGGGAGAGAGAACCUUCCCUGGAGAUGCAAUAAUCUGUAAACAGACCCCUGUGUUGCAACACAGUGGUACCUCGGGUUAAGUACUUAAUUCGUUCCGGAGGCCCGUUCUUAACCUGAAACUUUUCUUAACCUGAAGCACCACUUUAGCUAAUGGGGCCUCCCACUGCUGCGCGAUUUCUGUUCUCAUCCUGAAGCAAAGUUCUUAACCCGGGGUACUAUUUCUGGGUUAGCGGAGUCUGUAACCUGAAGCGUAUGUAACCCGAGGUACCACUGUAUAGACAAGCUGAACAAAAUAACACAACACGAUGGCCAGUAUCAAUGGCACUAAACACUAUUUAUAGGCUAAUACAAAUGAUCAGAAUUUGCAACCAAAGUUUCUAAAUCUUCUUCACCAGUUGCGGUAGAAUAAUUCAAAAGUUUGAUAUAUGCAUAAUUUGUCACCAAAUAUCGCCGGAACAGAGUUUCCGGAUAACCAAUCUGUUUUGUUCAGCCAAUCUUUAUCAAUUCUUCAUCAGCCAGGCUUGUAAGAAUUAAUGUGAGAAGGAUGCAAUUCAAUUUCUUAACAAGCUGAAAUUACAAUAUACAUGCGAUAAAACCUGCGCCUGUAUAAAAUAGAAUGCAUAAUAUAUACAACUAAGAUGCAUACCCGAUCUUACAUGUAAACAUAAACACUGUAGAAAAUAUGCUCUGGAUCAUAUGAUACUGUAGUCACUGAUGCUGGUAACAAAUUGUAAAGAACAUAAUAUAGUUAGCCACCGGUGAAACUAAUAUACUGUAAGGGAAUUUAAAGACACAGCACAACAUCUGACAACCAGAUGAAAACAGUACCCCAUCCAAGUCAGUGGAUCAUGGCAGAUAAUGCAAUUAAAUAAAACAAUGAAAAUCUAACUCAGAAUUCAAUCCCCCCAGAUGAACAUCUGCAUGUUCAACUCUGUUCAUCUGGGGGGAUUGAAUUGAUAAAGAUUGGCUGAUGAAGCACUGAACGAAACAGACUGGUUAUCCGGAAACUCUGUUCCGGUGAUAUUUGGUGACAGAUUAUGUAUGUAUCGAACUUUUGAAUUAUUCUACCCCGGCUGGUGAAGAAGAUUUAGAGACUUUGGUUGCAAUUUCUGAUUGUUUGUAUUAGUCUACAGGUGAAACUCGAAAAAUUAGGAUAUCGUGGAAAAGUUCAUUUAUUUCAGUAAUUCAACUUCAAAGGUAAACUAAUAUAUGAGAUAGACUCAUGACAUGCAACGCGAGAUAUGUCAAGCCUUUAUUUGUUAUCAUUGUGAUGAUCAUGGCGUACAGCUGAUGAAAACCCCAAAUUAACAGUCUCAGAAAAUUAGAAUAUUAAAUGAAAUCAGCAAAACAAGGACUGCAAAUAGAGCAGUAUUGGACCUCUGAGAAGCAGAAGCAUGCAUAUGUACUCAGUACUUGGUUUGGGCCCCUUUUGCAUCAAUUACUGCCUCAGUGCGGCGUGGCGUGGAUGCUAUCAGCCUGUGGCACUGCUGAGGUGUUAUGGAAGACCAGGAUGCUUCAACAGCAGCCUUCAGCUCUUCUGCAUUAUUCUUUUCCACAAUAUUCUAAUUUUCCGAGUUUCACCUGUGUAAAUAGUGUUUAGUGCCCUUGUUAUUGGCCAUCCUGUUGUGUUAUUUUGCUUCCCUGGAGAUGGAGCCUGGGACCACUAAGCGCCAGAGCCGUGUCCUCUUUGAACGUCCAUCCGCUGGUACCCAGUGGCUCCUAUAUUCGUGGCGGAGAGGCUGCUGUCUCAGGCUUCUGAUCUCAGUUGCUGGAAACCACGGGAGGGGGAGUUGCUCCUGCGUUCGAAUUCUGCUGGUGGGCUUUGCAGAAGAGGCAUCUGAUUGGCCAGAACAGGAUUCUGGACUAAGCCACGCUCUCCUACUCUUGAUGGUAACUCUCUCUCUCUUCCUCUCUCCUCUCCCAGUUCUUCCUGCAGUUCCAUUUCAAGAUGGAGAAGCCCCCAGCCCCGCAGAGCAUCCCUGCCGGGCCGGCCACCGUCAAGAGGCCCCCGCCGCCCCCGCUCAUGAACGGCCUGCCCCCCCGCCCCCCGCUCCCGGACUCCCUCCCCCCGCCUCCCCCCGGAGGGAUCGCCAUGCCCCCCAUGCCGCCCCCCACGGGGCCCGUCCCCAUGCCCCCGGGCCCACCGCAGCUCCCGCCAGCUCCCGGCGUCCCUCCCCCCGCCCCCCUGCCCCCCAUGCUGAGACCCCCGCUUCCCACAGAAGGGCCCGGCAGCAUCCCCCCACCGCCCCCCACCAGCUGA
Molecule: messenger RNA, 12286 nt
Organism: Podarcis lilfordi (Lilford's wall lizard)
Lineage: Eukaryota; Metazoa; Chordata; Lepidosauria; Squamata; Lacertidae
Source: the annotation of a GenBank genome assembly